Messenger RNA from Diatraea saccharalis (sugarcane borer), 567 nucleotides. Lineage: Eukaryota; Metazoa; Arthropoda; Insecta; Lepidoptera; Crambidae. The record is from the annotation of a GenBank genome assembly.
AUGUAUAAACGUCCGGUGUUUAACGACCAGGCGCUGAUAUUAAAACCAGUCAUAUUUAAAUUGAUACACUUCAAUUCGGAGCGAACCCGACGGCUCACUGCCGUCCUGGUGCCGGAGCGGGGUAACGUGACGUCAUGGUCGGACAAGUACCUGUAUUAUGCACGCGGGUAUGUAACGAGGACUAGCCGCAAGAGCCCAUACUACAUCAAUGUAGAGGGCAAAACAAAACACACGUGGGGCAAUAAUGUGACCGCGCAUUUAAUAUUUUAUGAGUAUUUGCACAAUGAGUACCGAAGGACAUUCAUCGAAGCACAUUUGCGGGGCUGUGACGUCGUAAACAAAGAUCCAUUCAUAGGUCAACUGUUGAGGGAUAGAGGAUACUCCUGCCCUCAUCCACCGGCAGAUUUCCACUUACUCAACAUAACUGUACCAAUGGAUGCAUUUAGGUACACGAUACCGUUCGAGAAGUUUCGAGUGGAAGCUGAACUCACACAUACAGACACGAAAGAGAGUAUCGCAAAAGCCUACGGAUAUGCAAGUUUGAAACCUAAAUACACCGAUAAUUGA